GAGGCAUUCAUUGUUGGUAGCACUGCCAAAUGUCAUUUUACUGUUGUGUCGUGUUUUGACGAAGUGAUUCCUUCAAAUUUUUACAAACAGUAUUUUAAAGAAAAUUUAUGGCAGCAAAGAUUAUAAUGCCUGAACCACCAUCUUCAGCAAGUUCAGAUAGCGAUGUAGAGGAAACGCAAGCAGAUUUCUCCGAAGUUUUUCCGGAUUGCGAGGUGGAGGAAGAGAAAAGCGGAGAUUUUUACAACACACCAGCUUCACCUAUCACAGUACCAUAUUGCCCCAGACCACCAUCCACAGGUUCACAAAAAUCGCCAAAGUCUCGAAGACAAAGAACUACAUCAUUAAAUCAACAGUCAAAGAAAACAGCGACCGAGUCAAUGAUUAGGACACAACACCGAACUAUUUACACUGCUGGAAGGCCCCCAUGGUACAACAGCGAAGGCCAAAAAGUCGUACCAUUUAUAAUUGGUAUUUGCGGAGGCAGCGCUUCGGGUAAAACGACGGUUGCCGAAAAAAUAAUCGAAUCUCUGGGCGUGCCAUGGGUCACUUUGCUGAGCAUGGACUCCUUUUACAAGGUUCUGAACGAACAGCAGCACGAAAUUGCCGAUCGAAACGAGUACGAUUUCGAUCAUCCGGAUGCGUUUGAUUUUGAUCUGCUAACACAGACUCUUCAGAGGCUGAAAGAGGGCCGCAAGGUCGAAGUUCCUAUUUAUAAUUUUAUGACGCAUUCUAGAGAAAGCAGAACGAAAACAAUGUACGGUGCAAACGUUAUAAUCUUCGAAGGCAUCCUGACCUUCCACCACCCAAAAGUAUUGGAAAUGCUCGACAUGAAAAUUUUCGUCGACACCGACGCCGACGUGCGUCUUGCGAGAAGACUGCGCAGAGACAUAAGCCAAAGGGGGCGUGAUCUCGAGGGAGUCAUCAAACAGUAUACCGGCAUGGUGCAGCCCUCGUUCAACCACUACAUCGCCCCGUUGAUGGUACACGCUGACAUCAUAGUACCAAGAGGUGGAGAGAACGAAGUUGCUAUACAGUUAAUUGUGCAGCAUGUCCACACACAAUUACAAUUGAGAGGUUUAAAGCUUAGAGAAGAAUUAAUGCAAGCAAACGCUUACAUAGGUCAGGCAAGACCCGAUACAGUCCGAUUAUUGCCGACCACUCCGCAAAUCCGAGGCUUGCAUACUUUCAUUAGAAACAAAGAUACCCCCAGAGAUGAAUUUAUAUUUUACAGCAACCGCUUGAUAAGACUUGUUAUCGAGUAUACAUUGUCGCUUAUGUCUUUCAACGAAAAAUUAAUCGAGUCGCCGCAGGGGGUACCUUAUUCUGGUAAAAGAAUGAGUACCAAUAAAAUAUGCGGCGUUUCGAUAUUAAGAGCUGGAGAGACUAUGGAGCAAGCUGUAUGUGAUGUAUGUAAAGAUAUUAGGAUUGGUAAAAUUCUAAUCCAGACUAAUCUUCAGACAGGAGAACCAGAGCUGUAUUACCUAAGACUGCCCAAAGACAUAAAAGAUUACAAGGUGAUCCUUAUGGAUGCCACAGUGGCCACCGGUGCUGCCGCCAUGAUGGCCAUUAGAGUUCUACUUGACCAUGACGUUGCCGAGAGCAACAUUCUUAUAGUGUCCCUCUUGAUGGCCGAAUUGGGCGUGCACUCUAUAGCCUACGCUUUUCCCAAAGUUCAGAUUGUCACGACUGCUAUCGACCCAGAAAUUAACGACAAAUUUUACGUGAUACCCGGCAUUGGUAACUUUGGAGACAGAUAUUUUGGUACAGAGCCUGCAGAUGAGUGUUAGUGACUAAGUAGUACUUAAGGCAGUUUUUACUUAAAUAAAGUGAGUGUACAUAAAAAAUAAAUUAUUUAUUAAAUU
Molecule: messenger RNA, 1862 nt
Organism: Brassicogethes aeneus
Lineage: Eukaryota; Metazoa; Arthropoda; Insecta; Coleoptera; Nitidulidae
Source: the annotation of a GenBank genome assembly